Molecule: messenger RNA, 1191 nt
Organism: Harpegnathos saltator (Jerdon's jumping ant)
Lineage: Eukaryota; Metazoa; Arthropoda; Insecta; Hymenoptera; Formicidae
Product: male-enhanced antigen 1
Exons: 4
Coding region: 233-700 (155 amino acids)
Biological process (GO): spermatogenesis
Source: RefSeq, a predicted model, not a curated record
GCUGGAGUCGUAGAAGAGGCUGGGAUGACCUGACGAUCGGUGUCGAGUUGUUAAACAUUAGUCUUGCGUAGUCGAUUUCGAGUUUAUUUGCUGCACGUCCUAGGAGAUGCUCUGUUUUGCACCGUUAGUAUCGAAGUAAUGUUAUGUGUUCAGUUUCCCCGCAAUCGAACAUACAUGUCCGUUAUUGCAAAAUUAAAAGUAACAUCAAGUUAAUCAGAUUUAUCGAUGCACCAUGUCGCCUGAACCCACGCAAGAACCCAUUCAGGAGAGUCUAACGGCUUCCAAUGUACCCCUGGAUGCAAGAGUAGCCAAUGACUCUGAUAGUGAGGACGAGGAUAUGGGAAUGACAGGAUACAUUCCACUGUCUCAAGUGUCUACUGAUGCUGAUCCUAUAUUAGAUGAGGACGAGAACGAUGAGUGGCUGUCUGAAAUUGGUGAAUCAAAUCAAACAGCACCAACCACCCCAACAGUUGAGGCUCAUCAGAGCUGCGCCUCGGAGGUGCUAGAAGUCUGGUCGUGUCCGUACAAUCGCUCCAACAUCGAUUUGGACGCGGCCAAAAUCAAGCAGGUGAAGUCCGUGAUGGCGUCUAUCACGCUUCCCGAGACUUCCAUCCCGCAGUGGGCGAGCACGAUCUCUGAAGAUCAGUGGAAGGAACAGCUGCUCGUCCGUAUUAAAGAGAUGCAGAGCAAAGAUCCGUAGAGCUUAAGUCGCGACGUAGUCGCCGGUCGCAGCCGAGGUUUGAUAUUUUAGCAGCUGCGCGUAGCGUAUUCCGCGUUAUUGGAGAUAAUUUACUACGACGUCGAAUAAAAAGAAAGAAGAGGAACAUGCGAGAACGUUGUGACCGAGAGGUCGCGCAUCGCCAAGUGUACACAUACGUGCAUAUACAUUUUGUCUAACACGUUCGACACAUGAAACGAUGGCGCUUGAUUUUUAUAUUAGGCUAAGGGGCUUUCGAAUAGAAUUUUAGCAUUACCUCGUUAGCAUGGUACGCGCGCGACUGCAACGAUCGAGGGCAAAUAGCGGGAGGGAAAUCUAAAGGAAAGACUGGCCGAACUAGGUAACUCGUAAAUAUUAUUAUUGCGAAGCGUAUUAUUAUUGUUUUUGUUUCCCUUUUUAUACGAUAUGUUCGAAGGCGGAUUAUAAGAGGUAUAUGAUAUAUUAGUUUAAUUAAUAAACGUCGCUCGAUGUUA